This is a messenger RNA of Cucumis sativus (cucumber), 1632 nucleotides long. Its product is annotated as growth-regulating factor 3. Lineage: Eukaryota; Viridiplantae; Streptophyta; Magnoliopsida; Cucurbitales; Cucurbitaceae. The record is from RefSeq and is a predicted model, not a curated record. Bases 94 to 1344 code for a protein of 416 amino acids. Gene Ontology annotation, biological process: DNA-templated transcription; developmental process; regulation of DNA-templated transcription. Gene Ontology annotation, molecular function: ATP binding. Gene Ontology annotation, cellular component: nucleus. The transcript has 4 exons.
GCAACAACAAACCAUAUAGAAUAUAAGGAGAGAGUAAAAUUGAGUAUUUUUUAUAUUUAUUAUUAUUUUUGGUAUUUGUUGUGUCUCUGUCAAAUGGACUUUGAUCUGAAGCAAUGUAGAAAACAGAGGGAGUCAGAGUCUGAUGAGCAUCAAAAUUCUUCUAAAAUUUCUAAGUUUUUUCCUCAACAAAAUCCUUUAAAUCCUUCUUCUUCUUCUUCUUCUUCUUCUUCUCCUGUUCUUCCUUUGUUUGUACCUUCCAAAACUUCUAAUACCUUGUCAGCAUUUUCAGAUUCUUCAUCUACGUUACCCAGGAUGUUGGGUUAUUUCAGUGCAGCUCAAAGGCAAGAACUUGAACUUCAAGCUCUCAUUUUCCGGUAUAUGAUAGCCGGCGCCGCCGUCCCGCCGGAGCUUCUUCAUCUUAUUAAGAAAAGCCUUCUUUCUUCCACUACUGCUCCUUUAUUUCUUCAUCAUCCUCUUCAACAUUUCCCUCAUUAUCCCACUUCUUUGUUACAAGCAGGGUAUUGGGGCAAAGCCGCCAUGGAUCCGGAGCCUGGCCGGUGCCGUAGAACCGACGGCAAAAAAUGGCGUUGCUCUAGAGAUGUGGUCGCCGGCCAGAAAUAUUGUGAGCGCCACAUGCACCGUGGCCGUAACCGUUCAAGAAAGCCUGUGGAAACCGCCACAAAUAACGCUGCCACCACUGCAGGCGGCAGCGGCAGCGGCGGCGGUUGCUCUAUCAGUUCCAACUCCAACCGUGGCGGUGGUGGUGGUCGGCCUUUUUUGACUGUGGAAAGUGGAAAUUAUUUCUCCAUGUGUGAACAAACCCCAUCCGUUGAUCUUCUCCAUCUGAAUCAAGGCUCUUGCUCUAAUUCUUUAUCAGAGAACAAGAAUUUCUAUCAGUCCCACAAAGAGCCUUCCACCGGAGAUGUUAAACCCGACGGCCACAUUUUGAGGCAUUUUUUCGACGACUGGCCACGGUCAGAAAAUGAUGGAUGUGGGAACGACAAUACCAACAAUGUCAACCAACGAAUGAACUCCACAUCUGCUUCUGCAACAUCCCUUUCGAUUUCGAUGCCGUCCUUGACCUCUGACGUGUCAUUGAAAUUGUCGACAGGAGGAAGUUCUGAUCGAGGCAGUGAUCACCACAACCACCAAAAUGGCAACGUUGACCGAGAACAACACACGCACUUGAAUUGGGCUGCGGGAUGGGCUGCCACGCAGAUGGCGUCGAUGGGUGGACCGUUGGCAGAGGCGCUACGCUCAGCGAAUAACAGCUCGUUGCCAACGAGUGUGCUGCAUCAGUUACAAAGAACAACCAACUCGGAAGCUAGCUUUAUUAGCACAUGAAAGUUUGUUUCUAAUUCGGAUUUACAAUCAUGUUUAAUACUAUAGUAGUUUGUUUCAAUGCUUCUAAUUUAAUUUGGUAAUUGCUUGGAUAGUUAAAAAGUAUUUUACUAUCUGUAAAAAAGAUCAAAGAUGACCAAACUCUAAUGUUUCCUUCUCCACUUUCUACCUACUUGUUUGAAUGUGGUAGGUUGAAAUACGUUGUCAUUGGUUUUUCUUUCGUUGUUAUAUUAAUUGUUUUACCAAUUAUGUUUCUACUACAUUAACUCUAUUAAGAACAUGAUUUCAAAA